GCGCUCAGUAGGCGAUCGGCUCUGAAGGAUCGGUGGCAGGUUGGAAAUGACAAAGAAUUUUUGUGCAGGAGUCUUAUACAACAAGCAGCAUUAGGGUUGUGAGUUUUAAUGCCUCUGUCCAGAUAUUUAUGGAGUGAUCAGAUACCAAUAUAUCUGUUGUUGAUCCUAGGAGAUGAAGAAGUAUCCCAUCCCUGGUGGAAACAUGAUUUGUGCCUGAAGUGAAGUUUUAUGUUGUAACUGUAAAAUCCACUGGAAGUAGGACCCUGAGAAAACACCAGCAUUUGAUCACUUGAGAUUUCUUCAGUGUGGGAUUCUCUCACUCAGCGAGCCACAGAAACAUAAGGGAAUUCACAGAGAAGAGAGGCCAUUCACCUGAUGUUUGUGUUGGACAGGAUCUGCUCAGUCACUCAGCUGAAGAUACAUCAGCAAGUUCAUAUUACAGUGAGAUGGUUCAUCUGUUCUGUCUGCAGGAAGCAAUUCAUUCAGUCACCAAGCUGACGAUACAUUAGAAAAUUCACGUCAGUGAGGGGACAUACUUGCUCCAUGUAUAGGAAGAGAUUUACUCACUCUGCCAACCCUGACACACACCAUUGAGUUCAGAAAGGACAGAGACUUCAACGAUUCCGUGUGUGGAAAGAGAUUCACUCGGCGAUGUGAUCGCAUUGGUGAGAGACUGUUCACCUGCUUAGACUAUAGGGUGGCUUUGAUUUUCUCAUCUGAUCUAUUAGCACACCUGUCACUUCACACUGGGGAGAUGUUGUUCACCUGCUCAGACUGCGGGAAGAGGUUCAAUCGAUCUUCUGCCCUAUUGGUACACCAGCGAGUUCACACUGGGGAGAAGCCAUUCACCUGUUCAGUGUGUGGGAAGGGAUUCGCUCUGUCAUCUAACCUAUUAGCACAUCAGCGAGUUCAUACUCGUGAAAGGCCAUUCACUUGUUCAGUGUGCGGAAAGGGGUUCACUCGAUCAUCUGCCCUAUUAGUACACCAGCGAGUUCACACUGGGGAGAGGCCAUUCACUUGUUCAGACUGUGGGAAAGGAUUCACUCAGUUAUCUCACCUACAAGCUCAUCAGCGAGUUCACACUGGUGAGAGGCCAUUCACCUGUUCAGUGUGUGGGAAGGGAUUCAGUCGAUCAUCUGCUCUAUUGGUACAUCAGCGAGUUCACAGUGGGGAGAGGCCGUACACCUGUUCAGUGUGUGGGAAGGGAUUCACUCAAUCAUUUCCCCUAUUGGUACACCUGCGGGUUCACACUGGGGAGAAGCCGUUCACCUGUUCAGACUGUGGGAAGGGAUUCACUCAAUCAUUUGACCUACAGGCACACCAGUCAGUUCACACUGGGGAGUGGCCAUACACCUGUUCAGACUGUGGGAAGGGAUUCAUUACACCAUCUAAGCUAAAGAUCCAUCAGCGAGUUCACACUGGGGAGAAGCCUUUCACCUGUUCAGACUGUGGGAAGCAAUUUACAUGGUCAUCUGACCUAUUGGCACACCAGUCAGUUCACACUGGGGAGAGACCUUUCACCUGUUUGGACUGUGGGAAGGCAUUCACUCAGUUCUCCCACCUACAGACACACCAGCGAGUUCACAUGGUAGAGACGCCGUUCACCUGCUCAGAGUGUGGGAAGGCAUUCUCUCAGUCAUCCCACCUAAAGACACACCAGCGAGUUCAUACUGGGGAGAGGCCAUUCACCUGUUCGGUGUGUGGGAAGGGAUUCACUCGAUCUCGUCACCUACAGGGACACCAGCGAGUUCACACUGGGGAGAGGCCUUUCACCUGUUCAGUGUGUGGGAAGGGAUUCACUCGAUCAUCUGUGUUAUUGGCACACCAGCGACUUCAUACUGGAGAGAGGCCGUUCAUCUGUUCAGUCUGUGAGAAGCGAUUCACUCGAUCAUGGGACCUACAAGCACACCAGCAAGUUCACACUGGUGAGAGGCCAUUCACCUGUUCAGUGUGUGGGAAGGGAUUUACUCAGUUAUCUUCCCUGCAGGCACACCAGCGUAUUCACACUGGGGAGAGGCCGUUCACGUGUUCAGUAUGUGGGAAGGGAUUCACUCGAUCCUCUGUGUUAUUGGCACAUCAGCGACUUCACACUGGGGAGAGGCCAUUCACCUGUUCGGUGUGUGAGAAGCGAUUCAGUCGAUUAUGUGGCCUACAAGCACACCAGGGAGUUCACACUGGGGAGAGGCCAUUUACCUGUUCAGUGUGUGGGAAGGGAUUUACUCGAUCACAUGACCUACAGACACACCAGCGAAUUCACACUGGGGCAAGGCCAUUCACCUGUUCAGUUUGUGGGAAGGGGUUCACGCAGUCAUCUUCCUUGCAGGCCCACCGACGAGUUCACACUGGAGAGAGGCCUUUCACCUGUUCAGUGUGUGGAAAGGGAUUCACUCAAUUAUCUUCCCUACAGGCACACCAGCGAGUUCACACUGGGGAGCGACCGUUCACCUGUUCAGUAUGUGGGAAAGGAUUCACUCAAUUGUAUUCCCUAAAGACACAUCAGCGAGUUCACACUGGGGAGAAGCCAUUCACCUGUUCAGUGUGUGGGAAGGGAUUCACUCGAUCGCAUGACCUGCAGACACACCAGCGAGUUCACACUGGGGAAAGGCCUUUCACAUGUUCCGUGUGUGGGAAGGGAUUCAUUCGAGCAUCUAAUCUGAAGGUACAUCAGCGAGUUCACACUGGGGAGAGGCCAACUACUCACUAAGAAUGUGGGAAGGGAUUCCCUUGGUCAUUUGACUUGACACAGCAGUCUGUUCACACUGGGGAGAGGCAAUUCACCUGCUCAGAUUGUGAAAAGGGAUUCACCCAAUCAUUUGACCUACUGGCACAUCAACUAGUUCACACUGGGGAGAGGCCAUUCACCAGUUCUCACUGUGUGAAGAGACUUAUUCUAACAUGAUCUACAGGAACAUCAGUCAUUUCACACUGGGAAGUGGCUUAACGCAUGCUCAGACUUUGGGAAGGGAUUUGCUAAGGCAGCUAAACUGAAAGUACAUCGGAGUUCACAGUGGGGAAGGUUUGUUCACCGGCUUUGACUGUGGGAAGGGAUUCACUUGGUCAUCUGACCUAUUGGCACGCUAGCCAAUUCACACUGGGGAGAUGCAGUUAUCUGCUCAGACUGAAGGAAGGCUUUGACUCAGUCAUAUCACCUGCAGACUUGACUUGACUUGCUGAAUACAGAGGCAAGUUCAAAAGUGACUUGGUGUUGAAUUCUGCAAUUAUUGCUGCUGCUCUUCACGCCCAGUUCUGCACCUGAGUUUCAACUUCUGGACAGCUAAGAGCAUAUGAUGAAGGAAACAGAGUGGGAGGGGAGGGGUGUCAUGGCAUCGAAUGACAGUGUAGCAAUGUUUGGAAGUUGAUUGAGAAAAUAAAUUAGGGUUACUUAGACUGUUGACAGAAAGUAUAUUGCUUGUGGUAGCUUGUUGUGUUGAACAAGCCACUGAAUUCUUACAAAAGGAGUGGCUGGAUUGGUGUCAUUUGGUAAGGGGUGACAAUGCUUGAAAACUGUUCUUACCCAGAAGUCUGUGAGCUUAAAAAUAUACUAUCAUUGUGAAUCAAAUGCGGAGCUGUCAACAGUCCAAAAGUUGUGCCAAAAGAUGCGCAUGCGUUCAGAGGAUAAAGUGUUCCAGAAAUCGGUGCACUGGACCACCCAAGCACAGCUGAGAUGCUGCUAUCUAAAGCUAAGGAUUUGUGAGUCAGACAAAAAGUGUAUUUCUGCACUGGUAAGUGCACAGUGGGGGUACAUUAUUCACCUGCUCUAUACAGAAACACCAGUGACUUCAUGGGAUGCAGUUUAAAUAACUGUUGAAUUUUGAACUAUCAAAAUUGGUGAAUCUAGUUGCAAGUUCAAGAGUGACAGUUGGUGUCAGAUUCUGCAGUUAUUGCUGCUGUUCAUCACACCUGGAACUGGACACAGGAGGGGUUUGCUCUAGUAAUAUUAGUCUUUCAUUGGACUUCAGUUAAAUAUUGUGGAUUUGUCUUAAUAAAUCUAUCCACCAACACAUUGAUUUAUGUGCCAACACAGAAAAUAUUCUGCGAAGAGCUGAAGAAUGCAGUGAGCUAUCCCGUGGAAUUAAUAAAAUCAGAAUGAUAUCACGAGCAAAUUGGUGUUUAGUAUUUGCAGUGUCCAGCAGAUCCUGGUUAAUUGGUGCACCAUUUCGCCCAGUUAGGAGGCUAUCCCAAUUAGCCAAAGUUUCAUGGAAAUUGUUAAAAAGAUAUAAAAAAAAGUCAGUGUACCAUUUAACUAACAUUAUGUACUUAAAUGAAAUACAAAACAAAGAAGAACACUACCAAUACUAUGACAGUACCAUAAAACUGUAUCAGUUUCUAAUAUUUUUUGAAUGGGUAAUUAAUCCAAUGUCUGUGGCCAUGUCCUUUUGAUUGACUGUAAGUCAACAAUCAGUGUAGGCACCUUGUGCAGAAUAUUGUCUGCCUUAAUCCAAUGCUUUUGACAAUUACAUCCUCCAAACCUUAAUUUUCAUUGUAACAUUUAAGAUGAUUCAAAUUCAUCAUGGUUCCUGAAUGUUGAAGGAAUGAAAUUGUUUCAUUUUCACUCCCGGCCAUUUCUGACAUUUCCAAGCCUGAAUGCUUAAAAUCGCAGUGAGCAGAACAGUUUUGAAUUGUCUUACUACUUAUUUCUCGCCAACUAUCAGUGACAUAAAUCACUGCUUUUUCAACACAAACACAAGCAAUUGACGCUAUUUAAAAACUGUUUGCUCUGAGCAUGGUGUAGUGUCUUCUGCCACACAAGUGAUUGCGACUGAAGCUAAUUAGAAAAUGUUCAGUAACAGUUUCCUGUCCUAGUUAAGUGGAGACUGCCCCAAAUAAAGGAAGGAAUACCUAUCUAUUUUCUCGAUGAUCUUUUUUCUCUAAGUUUUCUUAAAUAUGUGGCUGCCCCAAUUUACUGGAUCCAUUGUACUUACACACUAAUUCUCAACAAAUAUUACGUACCAUCUACAUGAUUAUACUUCAAAUAAAUUCACCAUAGAACACUACAUCACAUUCCAGGCACUUCGGCUCACAACAUUGGGCCAGUCUUUUAAACUGAUCAAUCUAUCAUUCCCCUCCUACACAGCCCUCUAUUUUUUUUUAACAAUCACCAAAAAGUUCCUAAAUACACUAAUGUAUCUGCCUUUACUAUAAAGCAUGGCAGGGCAUUCCACCUACAUGCCAUACUCUAUGUCAAAAAUAUCUCUGACAUUGGACCCUAUACCUUCCUCCAAUUACUUUAAAGUAAUGCUCAUUUGUGUGAACCAUUUCCACCCUAUGAAGAAAAGUCUCUGGUUAUCCACUCAAUCCAUACCUCUUAUUAUCUUGUACAAUGCUAUGAAAUCAACUCAUACUCCAAUUCAAAGAAGAAAGGUCUAGCUUCUAUAGAAGAUUCAUAGAAAACCUACAGCACAAUACAGGCCCUUCAGCCCACAAAGCUGUGCUGAACAUGUCCUUAUCUUAGAAACCACCUAGGGUUACCCAUAGCCCUCUAUUUUUCUAAGCUGUACCUGUCCAGGAGUCUGUUAAAAGACCGUAUUGUAUCUGCCUCCACCACUGUCACUGGCAGCUCAUUCCACACACUCACUCCUUUCUGCAUAAAGAAAUUACCCCUGACAUCUUUGUGUCUACUUCCAAGCACCUUAAAACUGUGCCCUCUCACGCUAGCCAUUCCAGCCCUGGGAAAAUGCGCCUGUCUAUCCACACGAUCAAUGCCUUGCAACAUCUUUUACACAAAUACACUUAUACAUAUUCAGUCAGCAUCUUGGUAAAUCUCUUCUGCACACUGUAAAACAUCCACAUUCUCUCUAUAAUGAAAUGACCAGAACUGAACACACUCAUCUAAGUGUAGCUGAAACUUGGAAGUGCAACAUUACGUCCCAGCUCAUUAAUUAGUUAAUUCUUCUUCACCAUACAAGAAGAGAGGCUGUACUUGAUCUGGUAUUGGCAAAUGAACCUGGUCAGGUGUCAGGUCUCUCAGUGGGAGAGCAUUUUGGUGAUAGUGAUCACAAUUCUAUCUCCUUUAUCAUAGCAUUGGAGAGGGAUAAGAACAGUCAAGUUAGGAAAGCAUUUAAUUGGAGUAAAGGGAAAUAUGAAGCUAUCAGGUAGGAACUUUGGAAGCAUAAAUUGGGAACAUGUUCUCAGGGAAUGCACAGCAGGAAUGCGGCAAAUGUUCAUGGGAUAUUUGCGUGGUAUUCUGCGUAGGUACGUUCCAAUGAGAUGGAAAAAAUGGUGGGGCACAGGAAUCAUGAUGUACAAAGGUUGUUGUAAAUCUAGUUAAGAAGAGCUUAAAAAAACUAGGUAAUGAUAGAGAUCUAGAAGAUUAUGAGGCUAGCAGGAAGGAGCUUAAGAAUGAAAUUAGGAGAGACAGAAGGGGCCGUGAGAAGGCCUUGGCAGACAGGAUUAAGGAAAACCCCAAGGCAUUCUACAAGUAUGUGACGAGCAAGAGGAUAAAACGUCAGAAAAUAGGAACAAUCAAGUGAGACAGUGGAAAAGUGUGUAUGGAACUGGAGGAGGUAGCAAAGGUACUUAGUGAAUACUUUGCUUCAGUAUUCACCACAGAAAAGGAUCUUUGUGAUUAUAGGGAUGAUUUCCAGCAGAUUGAAAAGCUUGAGCAUAUAGACAUUAAGAAAGUUGAUGUGCUGGAGCUUUUGGAAAGCAUCAAGUUGGAUAAGUCACUGGGACCAGAGAAGAUGUACCUCAGGCUACUGUGGGAGUCAAGGGAGGAGAUUGUUGAGCCUCUGGCAAUGAUCUUUGCAUCAUGAAUGGGGAUGGUAGAGGUUUCAGAAGAUUGGAGGGUUGCAGAUGUUCCCUUAUUCAAGAAAGGGAGUAGAGAUAGCCCAGGAAAUUAUAGACCAGUGAGUAUUAAUUCAGUGGUUGGUAAGUUGAUGAAUUUGGAGAAGCAUAAUAUUGCAUUGCAUUUAUCUUCUUUACCUCUGACUAACUAUGAAAGUUAACAUUAAAGUAAUCUUGCAGUAGGAUUCCUAGACACAUUGGACCUCUGAUUUCAGAAUUUGCUUCCCUUUUAGAAAAUAGUCUACUCCUUCAUUCCUUCCACCAAAUUUCCUUACACUGUAUUCCAUCUCUCACAAUCUGUCCAACUCCUUCUGCAUUCCCCCUGCUUCCUCAUCUUUACCUGCUCCUCCACUUACCUUUGUAUCAUCUACAAAACUGGCCAAAAAAGGCAUGAAUUCAGUCAUCCACAUCAUUAAUGUAUAAAGUGAAAAGAAGCAGUCCCAACUGUUAUGUACCCCUAGGGUUUAUAUUUUCUGUGGACUAUCACUUUAAAAUGUCGGGAGAAUGAGACUGGCUUUUGGACACUGUUUGAGUUGCUAUUAAGAGAGAGAGAGGGAGAGACAGAGAAUACUCGAAAGAUUGAUGUUAUAGUUUCUCUACAAACUUGUUUACCUCUCCACAAGGACACUUGCCUGCUUGUAAAACUCUUACAGGGAGAGGAGGGCGGAGGAGGUUGAUGGACAGCUGUUGUCCAGCAUGUGGGGAUAAAUACCAGGUAUGCUGAUACACAGCCGGACACACGGUUUUGGACACUGGAUGAGCUUUGUUGUACCCACAGAAAGGUGGGGUUUUUGGAGGAUUGAUUCGGGGAAAUCGAUCAGUGGCUCUCGCAGUGUAAAAAGGUGUGACUGGUGAGGAAUUAUUUGUGUGUCCGCCCUUGCCUGGGUGAUAAUUUCAUCACUGAAAAACAGUUGCAUUCUGUUAUGGUCACAGUCGGUGACUUCAGCAGGAUUUCGGAAGACAAUGGAAAGAUCGACGGCAUCAGCUCACUUCUCACCUCUCUCUCUCUCCAACGUUACUCAACUAACUACCACAAACUGAACUGAGCUUUCUUCAUCAUCGUAAGACUAUCCAUUUACCCUUAGACUUGAAAAAGCUUGGUUUUUCUAUUUCCGCACAUAUGUGUGUGUAUAUAUAUAUAUAUAUGAUCAUUGCUAACCUGUUUGAUAUACCCUCAUUUAUGUUAUUAUAUUGCGUAGUUACUAAUAAACAC
This is a messenger RNA of Hypanus sabinus (Atlantic stingray), 7996 nucleotides long. Its product is annotated as gastrula zinc finger protein XlCGF26.1-like. The record is from RefSeq and is a predicted model, not a curated record. Gene Ontology annotation, molecular function: RNA polymerase II cis-regulatory region sequence-specific DNA binding; DNA-binding transcription factor activity. The transcript has 2 exons. The coding region runs from base 755 to 2704 and encodes 649 amino acids. NCBI's taxonomy places the organism in Eukaryota, Metazoa, Chordata, Chondrichthyes, Myliobatiformes, Dasyatidae. Gene Ontology annotation, biological process: regulation of transcription by RNA polymerase II.